AGCUUCGAGGCCAUUCGAGGCGCCUUUUCAUCCCCCUCUCCAUCCUAUUUAUCGAGGAGGACGAGAAGAGGACGUUUCGUCGAGAAGAUGUCGGACAGCGGCGUUGUGACAGUCUACGGCAAUGGCGCGGCCCUGACGGAGCCGAAGAAGUCGUCUACCUUCUCGGUGAAGGUGGGGCUAGCGCAGAUGCUGCGCGGCGGCGUGAUCAUGGACGUGGUCACCCCCGAGCAGGCCCGCGUCGCCGAGGAGGCCGGCGCCUGCGCCGUCAUGGCCCUCGAGCGCGUCCCCGCUGACAUCCGCGCCCAGGGCGGCGUGGCGCGCAUGUCAGACCCCGGCCUCAUCAAAGAGAUCAAGCGCGCCGUCACCAUCCCCGUCAUGGCCAAGGCCCGCAUUGGACACUUCGUCGAGGCCCAGAUCCUUGAGGCCAUCGGGGUCGACUACGUCGACGAGAGCGAGGUUCUCACUCCCGCCGACGAUCAGCACCAUAUCAACAAGCACAACUUCCGGGUGCCCUUCGUCUGCGGCUGCCGCAAUCUCGGCGAGGCGCUCCGCCGCAUCCGUGAAGGCGCCGCCAUGAUCCGCACCAAGGGCGAGGCCGGCACCGGAAACAUCGUCGAGGCCGUCCGCCACGUUCGCUCCGUCAUGGGCGACAUCCGCGCUCUCCGCAACAUGGACGACGACGAGGUCUUCGCCUUCGCCAAGCGCAUCGCGGCCCCCUAUGACCUCGUCAUGCAGACCAAGCAGCUCGGCAGGCUCCCGGUCGUCCACUUCGCCGCCGGCGGGGUCGCCACCCCUGCCGAUGCUGCCCUCAUGAUGCAGCUCGGCUGCGAUGGCGUGUUUGUUGGCUCCGGCAUCUUCAAGAGCGGAGACCCCGCGCGCAGGGCCAGAGCCAUCGUGCAGGCAGUCACCCAUUACACCGACCCGGAGAUCCUGGCGGAGGUGAGCUGCGGCCUGGGGGAGGCCAUGGUGGGGAGCAAUCUCAACGACGCCAAUGUCGAGAGGUUCGCUAGCCGCUCGGAAUAACAGAGAAGCAUAAACAAAUCGGUCCUUUCCUUUCAGUUCCGUAGUUGGGUCGUUUCUUAACUGAACCAAAAUUGUUGCUUUGAAGUUACUUGCUUUAUAGCGACUGAAAUAUUCUGCUUUUAAACCCUAGCUUUUUGUGUGUCACAAAACUACAAGUGUGCUUGAUUCAUCAGAUGCCUGUUUGAUUUCUAUGGCUUAAUAAUA
Messenger RNA from Musa acuminata subsp. malaccensis (wild Malaysian banana), 1227 nucleotides. RefSeq names its product probable pyridoxal 5'-phosphate synthase subunit PDX1.1. The record is from RefSeq and is a predicted model, not a curated record. Gene Ontology annotation, molecular function: amine-lyase activity. Lineage: Eukaryota; Viridiplantae; Streptophyta; Magnoliopsida; Zingiberales; Musaceae. Gene Ontology annotation, biological process: amino acid metabolic process; pyridoxal 5'-phosphate biosynthetic process; pyridoxine biosynthetic process.